Molecule: messenger RNA, 989 nt
Organism: Doryrhamphus excisus (bluestripe pipefish)
Lineage: Eukaryota; Metazoa; Chordata; Actinopteri; Syngnathiformes; Syngnathidae
Product: troponin I, fast skeletal muscle-like
Biological process (GO): cardiac muscle contraction; skeletal muscle contraction
Cellular component (GO): troponin complex
Source: RefSeq, a predicted model, not a curated record
UGUGUGUGUGUGUGUGUGUGGCCUCGCUAUUGGUUUCAAUGCUAAUCCGCUUCCAUAAAGAGGAGCUGCAGCAUUCCCGCUUUGCAUUUAAAGCUCGCGGACGCUCGCCGGUGACGAUUCUCCACUCCUGACGACUACAGACAACUUCUCAAUCAAGACGCCAUCAUGGCCACUGAGAAGCGACUGUCGGCCAGACGCAAGCACACUCUCAAGAGUUGCAUGCUGGUGGUGGCCAACAACCUGCUGGACGCCGAGGCCACGGAGAAGGCCGGUGAGCGGGAGAAGUUCCUGGCAGAGAAGUGUCCUCCUCUGGAGCUGCCCUACAAUGGCGAUGAGCUGAGGGAGCUGUGCAAGAAGCUUCACGAGCAGAUUGACCUCAGCGAGGAGGAGCGCUACAGCAUCGAGUUCAAGCUCAACAUGGUGCUCAGCGAGGUGCGAGAUCUGAACAUCAAGAUCGUGGACCUGAGGGGUAAGUUCAAGCGCCCUCGCCUGAAGAAGGUGCGCAUGUCUGCAGACGCCAUGUUGAAAGCCCUUCUGGGCUCCAAGCACACUGUCAACAUGGACCUGAGGGCCAACCUCAAGCAGGUCAAGAAGGAGGUCAAAGAGGAGGACAAGCAGCUGCGCGAUGUCGGCGACUGGCGUAAGAACAUCGAGGACAAGUCGGACAGGAAGAAGAUGUUUGACAGUUAAAGUGUGACAACCCGGCCCCCCCCCCCCCCCCCCCGCCCCGCCCACGAGGAUUCAAUUCCUCUGGUGUCCAAGCGCAACAGUUUUAGCAGAGGGGGACUUCUAGAUGGUUCUGUGAAAGAGUUGCCCUCAGUUUUAUCACGCUAGCUAGCUAGCCUCACGUGUCAAAAGGCUAAAGUGCUAAAACUUGUUAGAGAGUAACUUUUGGCUCCACACUAAUGUACAUUUUCACCAAGUCCGACACAUGUAACCUGUUUGCCUUCAUGAGGAAUAAACCGUUUGCCUUGAAAGUCAACCUAAAA